UAGAUGGAGAAUAUUUGUUUUAAUUUUAUUUUUAGUACUGAGGUUGUGUCUUCAUUUGUUCUGUGGACGGCCCAUUUGUUCUCUAGGCCUGUUUUUCCUUAUUGAUGUUAGAGCUCUUUACAACGUGAGGGCAGUGGAUGGCCGUCUGUGAGGUUUGUUCCAGACCAGCCCCUGCCCCGUCAGUGUGCUGUUGGCUUUGAUUGGUGAUGGGACUUCUCCAUGUAGACAGUUUAUGGGUUUUCUAAUCAGAUUUCUUGAUCUUUUUCUUAUGCCUUCUGGGUGGAGUAGCGGCCUUAGAAAACCUUCGGUGCUAAACAAACAUGCUCCAGAGAACCAGGGCUUGUGUGUGCAGCAUCUGCCUCUGAGAGUUGGUUCUGUGAAGAUGCUAGCAUCGUAUCUGAUUUUCCUUUUGUUUUCUGUUUUUACUUUGUUUUUGACACAUCUUCCUUCUUGGGGGGGGCGGGCGGUAAGAGGAGGAUCUAGAAAACCAUCUGAGCCCAAGCCCCCUCCCUCCCUCCUGGCUGGUUCUGGGUGGUGUUUUAAUGAGCCUGUUUUGCUGACAAUAAAAAAACAAGUCUGGGGACACGGUAAAACUGGUAAAACAAGAAAGGGAACGUUGGGCCGGGCUGGGGCUGCGUUCUGUGGGAAGGGAGGCUGGGAAGUCUGGAAGCUGCCGGCUCUGUGUCACGCUCUGUCCCCUCCGCCCGCAGCAGGGCCGCUGGAGGUCACACUGUGAGGAAGGCCGCGUGUGCGUGGGGAUGAACAUCAUCUUCCGGUUUUCCCGGCAGCCGCCGCCCCCCCCCCCCCUUUUGUGGAACUCACAGAUGGAAGCACUCGGGAAGGAGGGAGGGAGCCGUGGGACCAGCCUGGGCUCCGCCGUGUGACCCGGGCAGGUCACUUGGCUUUUCUGGGCUCGGCAGCCUUGGACGGCGCCGAAGGAAAGCACAAGACCAGAAUCUUCGGCGGGUCGUGUUGAGACAGGCGUGAGCACCUCCCGCUUGCACAGCACCUCUGGGCUGUGGCGAGAAGGACUGAGCCCAGCGCAGUGUGUGUGGUCGAGCUCAGCGUGAUGGCCGGUGCUUUCCAGCGAGGUCGAAGCCAGAAAAAGAGGAAAUGAGCGAUUCUGUGUGGCAUGCGGGGACGCCCGUUCUUGGGGAGUUCCGCUCCCUGGGCCCUGAUGUCACUGUCCACAGUCACAUCAGAGCUGAGAUUCGAACCCGGGACCGGCCGACUGUGGGGCACUGCACUGCUUCCCCCCCUCACAUGGCGCAUGUGCAGAUGCUCCCAAACCGACGUCCUGUGCACAUUUAUGUACAGAGAGGUGCCUCCCUGUCGGCCACUUCCUCUGGUCCCACAUGGAGUAAAAAUAUAGUGAAAGAAAGAAAGGAAGAAAAUCAGCAGGUAGCAGUACCAGUCGUGGCCCAGCCCGAGCACUCACGGUGCACAGGCGGCGCCCCCUCCCCCUCGCAGCCGCACUCGGGAGCCCCACUGGUGUUCUCAUCACAGACAGGGAGACUGAGGCCAAGCCCUGCCUCCCCGAUGCCUCGGCCACCUUGAUUGCCUGGGUGUUGGGAGCCGGGGCAUCAGGUCAGUCUGAACUGUGAGAAACUGGAUAGAGAAACCGCCCGGCAGGAACUACGCCCCUAGAUUCCCGUUUUCUACAAUCUGCUCGCCCAUUCAUGCCGCAGAGGCCGUCCAGGCACCCGCCGGGUCCAGCGCGGUGCCACCACCUGGGAUGAGCGGGCACGGAGGCGGCCCGGUCCCGGCCCUCUCACCGCGCAGGCCCAUAGGACACGUGGACGGAAAGCAGUUACGCGUGUAGCUGCUUCGCUGUGACACCCAAGUGGACUCGGAGAAAAAGCAGAAGGAAGAAGUAUGACUGUCAUGAGCAGGAAGACAUCCUGAUACUUUUUCCGACGUUUCAUGUAAACAUUUUUAACAUACAACAAAAGUGAAUGAAUUUUACAGUGAAGAUUCAUACACCUGCUGCCUGGAUUCUACCAUCACUGUCUUACCGUGCCUCACCCCCCACGGCCGGCCGGCCGGCCACCUGCUGUCUGAGGACACUGUGCAUUUCGAAGGGGAGGAUGGGAAGCCGUCGCUGGAGCUCAGAGCAGCCGCCCCUCUGGAAGGGCUGGGUCCCCGCGUAGCCGUCACACCGGCCUGGCCCCCGGAGGUUGGAAGUGGCCCCGGGCUGCACCGUCAAGAGGGGCCUCGUCGCUGGCGGAGGAGAUCUUGGCUCCCUGCAUUAUUGUUUACGUUUUUAUUGAUCCCAGAGAGGAAGGGAUGGAAACAUCGAUGAUGAGAGAGUCAUUGACCGGCUGCCUCCUGCACGCCCCCUACCGGGGAUUGAGCCUGCCACCCGGGCAUGAGCCCUGACUGGGAAUCGAACCGUUCCUAUGACCUUCUGGUUCAGAGGUCGACGCUCCCCCUCCGGCCGGGCUCCCUGGGUUUAUUCUUGAAGCCUGGGAUGCGUUGUCCUGUGGGAGCCAGCAGUAAGUGUCAGAGAGCACAUUCCCGGCCAGCGGGUCGCACGGCCUCCCCAGCUGCCUCUGCAGGAUGAGAGCCAAGGGCAGGAGUAGGCAGUCACCUCAUGGCAGCGCUUGGCAGGCCCGUCUAGGGGCCAGAGUGCCCAGAUUAGAUGCUCAGCCCCCUGCAGCCCAGCACCCGGGCAGCUCCCCGUGCCAUCCGGGCAGCUCCCCGUGCCAUCCGGGCAGCUCCUCGUGCCAUCCGGGCACCUCCUCGUGCCAUCCCGGCAGCUCCUCGUGCCAUCCGGGCAGCUCCUCGUGCCAUCCGGGCAGCUCCUCGUGCCAUCCGGGCAGCUCCUCGUGCCAUCCGGGCACCUCCUCGUGCCAUCCCGGCAGCUCCUCGUGCCAUCCGGGCAGCUCCCCGUGCCAUCCCGGCAGCUCCUCGUGCCAUCCCGGCAGCUCCCCGUGCCAUCCCGGCAGCUCCCCGUGCCAUCCGGGCAGCUCCUCGUGCCAUCCCGGCAGCUCCCCGUGCCAUCCGGGCAGCUCCUGGUGCCAUCUGGGCAGCUCCUCAUAUCAUCCGGGCAGCUCCUCGUGCCAUCCGGGCAGCUCCUCAUAUCAUCCGGGCAGCUCCUCAUGCCAUCCGGGCAGCUCCUCGUGCCAUCCGGGCAGCUCCCCGUGCCAUCCCGGCAGCUCCCCGUGCCAUCCGGGCAGCUCCCCGUGCCAUCCGGGCAGCUCCUGGUGCCAUCUGGGCAGCUCCUCAUAUCAUCCGGGCAGCUCCUCGUGCCAUCCGGGCAGCUCCUCAUAUCAUCCGGGCACCUCCUUGUGCCAUCCCGGCAGCUCCCUGUGCCAUCCCGGCAGCUCCUCGUGCCAUCCCGGCAGCUCCUCAUAUCAUCCCGGCAGCUCCUCAUAUCAUCCGGGCAGCUCCCUGUGCCAUCCCGGCAGCUCCUCGUGCCAUCCGGCAGCUCCCCGUGCCAUCCCGGCAGCUCCUCGUACCAUCCGGGCAGCGCCUCGUGCUCCUGGUGCCAUCCGGGCGGCUCCUCAUGCCAUCCGGGCAGCUCCAGCGUGGCUCGUGGAGGGAAAUUUGCUCCCACAGGCCCGAGAGACGGCCCGUCACCGAGGGGAGCGGGCUCACAGCUCAGCCUGGGGGUUCUGGCCCAGAGCCCGGUCCUGACGGGGCCUCAGGAAGGAGGAGAGUAGAGGUGUCGGGCGAGGCCGAGUGUGAGGUGGGACCUGGGAGCUUGCACGCACAGCUGGGUGACGCCUGUGGCAUUUGCUGGACCUGGGGCCUGACCCCAGUUACAAUCAAAGUCACAGAAAUGAUCAAAGUCCAUUCAUUGCGAGUGCACGCCCUGGGACUCUGCUAAGCAAUUCAACGCACGAUUUUUAAUCCCAGCAACAAGCCUGUGAAAUAAGUACGAUUACUGCCCCAUUGGCCACGUGAGGAGGCCGCGGCACGCAGGCGGGGAGACUUGCUCCCUGGGGAGUGGUCGGGCCAGGGGUCAAGCUUAGUGUGUCUGGAUCCCUCACCCGCCUUCUUUCCAAUUGCUAUGGAGUAUUUCACUUAUAGUGUCCAAUGCUGUUCCUUCAAUACACCUCUGUUUAAUA
Myotis lucifugus (little brown bat) is the source of this 4073-nucleotide messenger RNA. Its product is annotated as MAGE-like protein 2. The transcript has 2 exons. Lineage: Eukaryota; Metazoa; Chordata; Mammalia; Chiroptera; Vespertilionidae. The record is from RefSeq and is a predicted model, not a curated record. Bases 2642 to 3832 code for a protein of 396 amino acids.